Molecule: messenger RNA, 1120 nt
Organism: Anarrhichthys ocellatus (wolf-eel)
Lineage: Eukaryota; Metazoa; Chordata; Actinopteri; Perciformes; Anarhichadidae
Gene: spata22
Product: spermatogenesis associated 22
Exons: 8
Coding region: 107-1120 (337 amino acids)
Biological process (GO): regulation of meiotic cell cycle; homologous chromosome pairing at meiosis; meiotic DNA repair synthesis
Source: RefSeq, a predicted model, not a curated record
GGCGCGUGUCACUUUCCAGGGUGCUGAACGGAAAACGACAUUUCGUCGUAAUAGUAAGGUAAUACCACCCGCUAGUUGGAUCAGCUGUUAUUUUCCAAGCAGCACAAUGAGGAGACAGGAAAACCAGCCAGCCAGGCCAACAGCAGGCUGCCUGUCGGUGCCGCUCUUUAACCAGAAGAAAAGAAACAGAGUUCCUUUGACAUCUGCUCCCUCUGAGAACGAGUUCUUCUCCCACAGUGAAUACAAAGCAAGCACCAGCUCAGCGGCAUAUCACAGCACACCAGGUACCUAUGGAUGUUACCAGGCCUCAAGUCCGUCCUCUGGUGCUUCACAAAGCUACCAGUGGAACAGGCAGGACAUCCCACCAUCUACUCCGCCCCAGCAGUAUGGCAGCAACAGACCUGCUCCUGGAUCUGCCCCUGCAAUGAGAACCUAUACACCCAUAACCCAUCCAUACAAAAUUGGAGGCACAAGCUGUGAGAUGGGAAAGCCCAUCAACUCAAUGAGACAACUGGAUUUUAGCCCCAGGGGUAACUCCGGACAGAGCAGAUAUCAAGCCCCCCACAUCAGUGAGAGGGCACAAAUUAAGCCAAUAGCCCAUCCUGAUUUUUCUCAGAAGGGUCAGCAGUCAUCUUACCGAGCGCCCAAUCCCACACAUCAGUAUUCUCAGCAGCCCAGACCUCUGCCCGCUCCUGUCCCACCACCCAGCAGGCCCUCUGCGCAGCCACAAAACAACUCCUGGAAGUUUACGAGCAGUUUUGGGCCACAGAAAUCCCCCUCUGAGGGAAACAGGAGCACAAUUCAACCUCAGACUGUGCGAAAAUCUCAAACUCAGGACACAUUUCCGAUGAAGCCAGCCGUUGAGAACUCACUGCGGAUCCUGACUUCAGUGAUUGAUGGCAUGAGACACUGGAGCCAGUUCAAAGACAAAGUCCCAUACCUGUUUGAGAUAUUUGCUACUCUAGACUCAGCGGUCACUGUGGGUCGUCACGGAGCCAAGAACUUCCUCAUGAGAGAUGGGAAGGAGGUUGUGUCGUGUGUCUUCUAUGAGAAUGUGAGUUGGGAAACAAGCUUCCUCUUAAGAAGUAAAUGGAAUGAAUGUCAUGUGAUGUCGGGGUAG